Helianthus annuus (common sunflower) is the source of this 5281-nucleotide messenger RNA. Its product is annotated as mediator of RNA polymerase II transcription subunit 23. Gene Ontology annotation, biological process: regulation of transcription by RNA polymerase II; positive regulation of gene expression. Bases 145 to 5016 code for a protein of 1623 amino acids. NCBI's taxonomy places the organism in Eukaryota, Viridiplantae, Streptophyta, Magnoliopsida, Asterales, Asteraceae. The record is from RefSeq and is a predicted model, not a curated record. The transcript is spliced from 20 exons. Gene Ontology annotation, cellular component: mediator complex; transcription regulator complex.
AAAAGUCAUAACCCGUUGUCCUGUUGCCACUAACAAUACUCGCAACUUCUUCUAAAAGACUAAAACCCUCAUUUUUUUCUUCCUUCUCAAAUCCGUCCAACUUAAUUCAGCCACAACGGCGUAUCACUCCGAUUAAUCUCUCACAUGUUCAGAGCUCCGACAACCAGCGGCGGUGGCGGUGGUGCUGGUGUUCCGUUGACAUCCAUCACCACUCAAUCACCAAAUCCCGCUGACAUGGCGGAUCAGAGCCACCACCGCGCUGCCACCACUUCCGCUAGGGCUUUCCAGUUCCACCCCGCUCGUCCAGCUAUUAUCGACCUCUUCAAUCUCUAUCUCGGCAGAAGUGGCCGCGAAAAGGCGGACGAUCUGGUUCGAGAACCUCCGAACAAGACACAGAAACGAGUGACUGCUCUAAAUAGAGAUCUUCCUCCACGCAAUGAACAAUUUCUUGUCGAUUUCGAGCAGCUUCAGAAUCAAUUUCCUGAUCGGGAACCGUUACGAACUGUAUCAGAAUCUGUUCUCAUCUCUCUGGUUAUCCAAUGUAGUAAUCACGCACCAAGAGCAGAAUUUCUUCUUUUUGCUUUGCGUAAUCUGUACAACAUAGGUUACAUAAACUGGGAUACUUUUCUACCAUCUCUUCUUUCAUCGGUUUCUUCUGCCGAAAUGUCGGUUAGUAUAUCUUCAACAACUUCACCACCGCCAACCAUAUCUUCUACAUCUUUAGCACAAACCGGAAUGUUGCCAUCAUCCACCGCAAUCCCGUCUUCAAAUUUUCAAACUUCAAGUCCCGCAUCUCCGUUAAUUUCCGUUCACGGAAUCGGAUCCCCGUCUCAAUCAGCAAAUGAACCGUCCACUACACCGUUAUCGCCUGUAAAAUCAUCAGACAUCAACAACUCCGGCCACCAUUCAAGAAGUAACAUGUUAACGAGAGAUAAUGCUAUAAGCAGUUUGCGCCAGCUGUGUUGCAAGAUCAUAUUUUCUGCGUUAGAAGUUAAUCUAAAACCGUCUACUCACGCUGAUAUUUUUAACCACAUGAUGAAUUGGUUGGUUAACUGGGACCAACAACAACAAGGGAGUGAUGAGGUUGACGGAAUAAAAUCAUGGAAACGCGAUAAAGCGUUAUUUGAAUGGUUACAUAAUUGUUUGGAUGUGAUUUGGCUUUUGGUUGACGAUAAGAAAUGCCGUGUACCGUUUUAUGAAUUAGUACGAAGCGGGCUACAGUUUUUACAAAAUAUAUCAGAUGAUGAGGCGUUAUUUACGCUUAUUUUGGAGAUUCAUAGGCGAAGAGAUAUGAUGGCUAUGCACAUGCAAAUGUUGGAUCAACAUAUUCACUGCCCGACAUUCGGGAAUCAACGCCUUUUAUCUCAGGCUACAACUAGUGUAUCAAGUGAAGCCGCCAUAAAUAUGCGAUAUUCGCCUAUUACAUAUCCAAGUGUCCUUGGAGAACCACUGCAUGGGGAGGAUAUUGCUGUAUGUAUUCAGAAAGGAAGUCUAGAUUGGGAGCGGGCUCUACGUUGUAUCCGACAUGCUCUUCGUAGUACACCAGCACCCGAUUGGUGGCGACGAGUGCUACUAGUGGCACCGUCUAACCGCCAACACCCACAGGGACCCACACCUGGUGCUGUAUUUACUUCAGACAUGAUCUGUGAGGCUAACAUCGAUAGAAUUGUUGAACUUUUGAGGUUGACAAAUUCAGAGAUAAACUGCUGGCAGGAGUGGCUUGUCUACUCAGAUGUAUUCUUUUUCCUUGUGAAAAGUGGUUGUAUAGAUUUUGUCGAUUUUGUGGAUAAAUUAGUUUUACGCCUAUCUGAAGAUGAUCACCAGAUUUUACGGACAAAUCAUGUCACAUGGUUACUCGCACAGAUUAUCCGGGUUGAGCUUGUAAUGCAUGCGUUAAAUACAGACCCUAGAAGGGUGGAAACAACCAGAAAAGUUUUGUCAUUCCAUAAAGAAGAUCGUAGCUCUGAUCCUAAUAAUCCCCAAAGCAUCCUGCUUGAUUUCAUUAGUAGUUGUCAGAAUCUUCGCAUAUGGUCACUGAAUUCUUCUACCCGGGAAUAUUUAAACGCUGAACAGCUUCAAAAAGGAAAACAAAUAGAUGAAUGGUGGAGACAAGUAACUAAAGGGGAUCAUAUGAUGGACUAUAUGAAUUUGGAUGAUAGAUCAAUUGGAAUGUUUUGGGUGGUUUCUUACACUAUGGCACAACCGGCUUCCGACACGGUAAUGAGUUGGUUAACAUCUGCGGGACAUGCAGAACUACCGGGCCCGAAUCUACAAACUAAUGAGAGAAUAACAAUGAUGCGUGAAGUUCAUCCUGUGCCAAUAUCGUUGUUGUCGGGAUUUUCAAUUAAUUUAUGCCUGAAGCUGGCUUUUCAGAUGGAAGAAGCUAUGUUCUCCGGAGAACAUGUGCCUAACAUUGCGAUGGUGGAAACGUAUACUAGAUUGCUACUCUUACAACCUCAUUCGUUGUUUCGUUCACAUUUAAGUCAUUUGCAUCAGAAGAAUCCUUCUAUCUUAAAUAAGCCAUCAGCUACACUUCUGGUACUUGAAAUCCUCAACUAUCGAUUGUUUUCCCUGUACAGGUAUCAAGGUAAGAGCAAGACAUUAAUGUAUGAUGUCACAAAAAUUCUCUCAACGUUAAAAGGGAAACGCGGAGAUCAUCGUGUGUUUCGAUUAGCAGAAAACCUGUGUAUGAAUCUCAUUUUAUCAUUGAGAGAAUUCUUUUUCGUGAGAAAAGAAGGAAAGGGUCCCACGGAAUUCACGGAAACAUUAAAUCGCAUAACUGUAGUGAAUCUUGCUAUCAUUAUCAAGACUCGUGGAAUCGCCGAUGCUGAACACCUUCUUUAUCUUCAAACGAUGUUGGAACAAAUCUUGGCCACUAGUCAACAUACUUGGUCAGGGAAAACGCUACGUUACUUUCCACCUGUUCUAUGUGAGGCGUUAAUCGGCAGGAUAGACAAGCGGGGCCUAGCAAUCCAAGCAUGGCAGCAGGCAGAAUCUACUGUUAUCAAUCAGUGUACACAGCUCUUGACACCGUCAGCUAAUCCUACUUAUGUUAUGACCUAUAUUAAUACAAGCUUCCCUCAACACCGACAAUAUCUGUGUGCUGGAGCAUGGGUACUCAUGCAUGGCCACCCUGAGAACAUAAACAAUGCAAACCUGGGACGUGUUCUCCGAGAAUUUUCACCUGAAGAGGUGACUGCAAAUAUAUAUUCAAUGGUGGAUGUUCUUCUGCAUAAUAUGCAGUUGGAAUCACAGCAUGGACAUACCUUGCAGGAUCCUAUAAUGAAGGCAUGUGCAAACCUUGCAUACUUUAUCUGGAACCAUGAGUUGCUUCCACUGGAUAUUUUGCUUCUUGCGUUAAUUGAUCGUGAUGACGAUCCACAUGCUUUGCGUAUUGUUGUUAAUUUACUUGAAAGACAAGAGCUUCAACAAAGGAUAAAGUUUUACGUUGCUAACCGUGGCAAACCUGAGCAUUGGCUUCAAAACGGAAUAUUCAAACGUAUUGAAUUACAGAAGGCUCUUGGCAAUCAUUUGUCGUGGAAGGAAAGGUAUCCAACGUUUUUCGAUGAUAUUGCAGCACGUUUACUCCCUGUUAUUCCAUUGAUCAUAUAUCGGCUUAUUGAAAACGAUGCUGCAGAUGCAGCAGACAGAGUUCUUCAAUUCUAUUCAACGUUUCUUCAUUAUUAUCCUCUAAAUGUCACAUUUGUUCGUGAUAUACUUGCGUAUUUCUACGGACAUCUUCCCGCAAAACUCAUUUUCCGAAUACUCAACGUGCUUGAUAUUAAAAAGAUGCCAUUUUCAGAGUCAUUUCCGCAGCAUGUUAAUUCAUCAAACGCCAUGUGUCCACCACUGGAGUACUUUGCAUCUCUUUUAUGUAACCUCGUGCAUAACGUAAUCCCUCAAUGCAACUCAAAAGCGGAUCCUUUAAACAACGGUACGCGUACAUUCAUCAACAGGAAUCCGACAGCUAGUCAACCUGGGUCAACCAACACUUUUGAAGGUCAAAAGGCAUUCUAUCAAAUACAAGAUCCCGGGACCUACACACAGCUUGUUCUAGAAACCGCAGUUAUCGAGAUCCUAUCUCUCCCAGUAACCGCAGCACAGAUCGUAUCAGCACUCGUACAGAUUAUCAUCCACAUACAACCAACUCUAACUCAAUCUAACCAUGGUUACCACGGGUCAACUACUAGUUCGGGUCAAGGCUCCGCUUUGCCAGCUUCACCGUCAGGGGGAAGCACCGAUUCUUUAGGUAGAUGUAGACAAAGUGUUACGGGUAUGGGGCUUGUUACAAGAAGCGGUUACGCGAGUCAACAACUGUCUUGUUUGAUGAUUCAAGCGUGUGGACUGCUGUUGGCUCAGCUUCCUACGGAGUUUCAUAUACAGCUUUACGCUGAGGUGUCGCGUGUGAUUAAAGAGAGUUGGUGGCUUACCGAUGGUAAACGAUCUGUUAGUGAAUUAGAUUCGGUUGUUGGUUAUGCUUUGUUGGAUCCAACAUGGGCUGCUCAGGACAAUACCUCCACUGUAAUUGGAAAUGUGGUGGCUUUGCUUCAUUCGUUCUUUAGUAAUCUUCCGCAAGAAUGGUUAGAUAAAACACAUCUUAUCGUAAACCAUCUAAGGCCCAUAAAAUCAGUUGCAGUGCUGAGAAUAGCGUUUCGGAUUGUGGGUCCAUUGCUUCCGAGAUUAGCAAACGCUCACAAUUUGUUCAGCAAGACGCUAGAACUGCUGUUGAACAUGAUGGUGGAUGUGUUUGGGAGUCACUCUCAGCCGUCAACUCCUGUUGAAGCAUCGGAAAUAACUGACCUUAUCGACUUCCUGCAUCAUAUUGUGCAUUAUGAAGGUCAAGGAGGCCCUGUGCAGCCAAAUUCAAAAGCGAGACCAGAUGUAUUAGCUUUAUGUGGAAGAGCUAUUGAAAAUUUAAGAAGCGAUGUGCAGCAUCUUCUCUCUCACCUAAAAACCGAUGCAAAUGGUUCCAUCUAUGCUGCUACCCAUCCAAAGCUUUUUCAAAGUCCGUCUUGAUGAUUACUUUUGAGAUCAAGGUUCUUCUUGUGUAAUAUAAAGUAGAAUUUUCACUACAUGAGGUCCAAAUCACUGUUGUUCAGUGAUGGGCCCGGUUUCCCAUAUGAAAACUAGUUAUUAGUUGUAGCUAAUAUUUAGAGACUGUUCUCUAGUUAUUUUUAUAUAAGGUUUUAGACUUAGCACGGCAUGUUGUCUCUUGUAUGUUGUAAAAUGUUAAUCUUUGUAAUAUUUUUGUAACAUCCGGCAUUAUUGUCUGCUUAGUUCA